Messenger RNA from Ceutorhynchus assimilis (cabbage seed weevil), 591 nucleotides. The record is from the annotation of a GenBank genome assembly. Lineage: Eukaryota; Metazoa; Arthropoda; Insecta; Coleoptera; Curculionidae.
AUGCCAGGAAUAUUAGCACAAAAUACACUUGAAGAAAUAAAAUCGGACAAUACAAAAAGUUACAUUGAUAAUGAAGAAAAUAUUAUUGUGAUAUACGAAGAUUAUGGAAACACAUCUAAUGAGACACAUAAAGAUAAUUUUUCAUCAAGCAAAGGCAUAUUAUUAGACAGACAUAAUGUGGUCAACCUGAACAUUGAUGAUACAAAUCUACACAACGGAGGAAAAAUUAGUGAAAGCAAUACUGAUGAUAUAUGGCCAUUGAUGUCAACUCCAAAAAGUGAUUUAAUUCCCAGAAAUGAAGACAAAGAAAGAAGAGGACAAAAAAGAAAAGUGCAAUUUUCCAAGCACGAAAUAAAUAACACUGGAAAAGUGAGUGUUGGUGGUUUGAUAAAUAAUAAAAAAAUUCAACUUAUAGAUAAAAAAAUAUCAGUCUUAGAUAUAAUGAAAAAAGUAGAAGAGGAAAAUCUUAAAGGAGAGAUUCUAGAUAAUGAGAUAAAAGCCAUAAUAAAAGAAAAAGAACUGAUAGAAUUAAAGGCAAAAAAAAACUCCAAUACCUAUCCAAAUAUUAUCGCUCCUCCCAGAUUAUUGUAG